Oppia nitens is the source of this 1676-nucleotide messenger RNA. RefSeq names its product synaptotagmin-14-like (gene Syt14). The transcript has 6 exons. Lineage: Eukaryota; Metazoa; Arthropoda; Arachnida; Sarcoptiformes; Oppiidae. The record is from RefSeq and is a predicted model, not a curated record. The annotation marks the transcript as partial.
UGAUUGACAGUUCCGACCGAAGCGAGUGCUUUCUUAGGACUGGUAGCCGUUUGUAUGACCUGUUUGUUCAUAUUUUAUCUAUACUUAACUAAAAARUUUUGCUUCAAUACAAUUGGAGGCUUUCCCUGUUGUGAUAAACCAUUAGACAUUACAAAGGAUAAAGCAUCAAAAGAUUUAGUGAACGCCUUUUCAUAUGAUGACGAACUCGACUCUUCAUCCGAUAGUGAAGACGAACUAUUGCAGAGAUUGAAGAGAUCUACGAGUAAUCAAUUUAAUAGACAAAUCAGUCUCUCUCACAAUAAUCAACUAAAACAAGAAUUAAAAAAUAGACACAAAAGCUAUAAAACAUUAGAUGAAGACAACAAAAGAAUUGAAAACCAAAGCAAACCUUUAAUUGAAAAAGAAGUAAAAUCUGAGACAAAUGUAGAGAGAAGAGUGAGUCACGGAAGGACUUCCAAAGAUUUAAUAUCAUUGGCAGAGAAGGGACGUAUCGGUAAAACUAAUUCAAGUGAAGGAUCGGGUUCGGGAUCGAGUGAAGCCGGGAGUGGUGACAAUGAUUAUGAGUUAAGACGAUCACAAAAUUCAUUUCAAAUCAAUAAAAGUAAAUCAACUAAAAUUGAAACCUCGAGUCCAAUCAAAUACAGGGAUCACUUAAAAUCACAAUUCAAUACAGCAUUUGAAAAGUGCGAAUCAGACGCUCAGUCGUCCAUAUCUCAAGACUUUUCACAAACUGAACAUUCAAUAACAAAAUGCGGUUCUUUGGAAGUAAGCUUUGCCUACGACGCGCCAACAAAGAAGUUGAUUAUCUCUGUCUUUGAGGGCACAGACAUCCCUUCCAAAGACCGCGGAGGAGCCAAUCAAAUAUAUGUACGACUCGUCUUAUUACCACAAAAGCGAUACAAACAUAAAACUAAAAUUAAAUCCAAUGGCAAUCUUGACUUUAAUGAAACGUUUGUCUUCAGUCGCAUUAAUCCCGAAGAUGUCUUGGGAUUAGCCAUCAGAUUUAGGGUUUAUGGGACUGCAUUUGCAAGAAGAGAACAAAUGAUAGGUGAAAGUAUUAUUGCAUUUUCAUCUGCAAAACCCCAACAACAGGAAACCCGAUUGUGGUUAUCACUUGAGCCGCGAUCUAAUCUUGCCUCCGAUUCACGAUCUGAAGUGUCGAGUAUAACCCGAAGUGAUAGCACGGGUUCGGCGCAAUCCAUGCAAAGUACAAGCCUUCCGGAACUGUUGUUAGGACUGGCAUAUAAUGGGACUACGGGUAGACUCAGUGUAUCUGUCAUUAAAGGAAGUCAAUUUAGAAAUAUAACAAUGAGUAGAGCGCCGGACACUUAUGUCAAACUAUCACUGGUUUCGUCCAGUGGUCAGGAAAUUGCAAGAAGUAAAACAAGUGUUAGAAGAGGUCAACCAAAUCCACUGUUCAAAGAGUCGUUUACAUUUCAGAUAGCAUUGUUUCAGUUACCAGAUGUAACACUAAUGAUAUCUGUUUACAACAAAAAAAGUAUGAAUAGAAAGGAUAUGAUCGGUUGGUUUGCAUUGGGAUAUAAUAGCAGUGGUGAUGAAGAGUUGUCCCAUUGGAAUGACAUGAGAGACAGUAAGGGAGAACAGGUGUGUCGAUGGCAUGUACUCAUUGAAUCUUGAAUUGUAUAACUCAUGAGUCAUGUGAUGGUCAGAGCUUU